AUGGGUUUUUCAGUACUGCUACUCUUUUCUCUGUUGUUUUUCCUCUUAAACCCAACAUGGGUCUGUGGGAAUGCUGAGCUAAGAGCACUCAUGGACAUGAAAUCAAGUUUGGAUCCUGAGAGCAUUUAUCUAUCCUCUUGGACUAUCAAUGGUAACCCAUGUGAUGGAUCUUUUGAAGGGGUGGCAUGCAAUGAGAAGGGUGAAGUGACAAACGUUUCAUUGCAGGGAAAGGGUCUCUCAGGGAAGCUUUCACCAGCCAUUGGUGGGCUUAAGCACUUGACAGGACUUUAUUUGCAUUAUAACUCUUUGUAUGGAGAGAUACCAAAAGAAAUUGCAAACUUGACUGAGCUUGUUGAUUUGUACUUGAAUGUGAAUAAUCUUUCCGGGGAAAUCCCUCGUGAGAUCGGCAGCAUGGAGAACUUGCGAGUUUUGCAGCUUUGUUAUAAUCAGUUGACAGGAAGCAUACCUACACAGCUUGGUGCUUUGAAAAAUCUGAGUGUUGUUGCUCUGCAAUCAAACCAGUUAACUGGUGCUAUCCCUGCUAGUCUAGGUGAUUUGGCUAUGCUGGUGAGGCUAGAUUUGAGCUCUAAUUAUCUCUUUGGUUCCAUACCCACUAGCCUAGCUGAUGCUCCUUUAUUGAAAGUUUUGGAUGUUCACAACAAUACCCUUUCAGGGAAUGUACCUCCCGCUCUUAAGAGGUUAGAUGGUGGAUUUUUGUAUGAAUACAACUUGGGGUUAUGUGGACUUGGGUUUUCAUCCCUGAAAGCUUGCAAUGCUUCAGAUUAUGUCAAUGCUAGCAGACCUGAACCUUAUGGAGCAUCAACAAGAGAUAUCCCAGAAACUGCGAAUGUGAAGUUACCUUGCAGUGGAACUCGGUGCUUUAAUUCGUCAAAAUCGGAUCAGGCCACAGCAGUUACAGUUGGCAUAUUUGUGGUUAUAAUUGCAAUGUUAGCAAUUGGUGUUUUGACAUUCACACUCUAUCGUCGGCGAAAACAAAAACUUGGAGAUUCUUUUCAUAUCUCUAAUAGCCAUCUAAGUUCUGAUGAAGCCAAGGGUGGAUAUAGGAAAAAUGGAUCUCCUUUAGUCAGCCUUGAGUACUCUACUGGAUGGGACCCUUUGGCUGAUAGUAGGAAUUUCACUAGUUAUAGCCAAGACGUGUUCCAGAGUUUCAGGUUUAACUUGGAUGAAGUGGAGUCAGCUACUCAAUAUUUCUCGGAGUUGAAUUUGUUGGGUAAGAACAACUUCAGUGCAACAUAUAAAGGAGUUUUAAGAGAUGGAUCCGUUGUUGCUGUGAAGAGCAUCAGUAAAACUAGUUGCAAGUCAGAUGAAGCUGAAUUUUUGAAAGGAUUGAACAUUUUGACCUCAUUGAGGAAUGAUAAUGUAGUGAAGUUGAGAGGGUUUUGUUGUUCAAAGGGGAGAGGUGAAUGCUUUCUGAUAUAUGAUUUUGUUUCGAAUGGAAACUUGUCGCACUUCCUUGAUGUUAAGGAAGGAAAUGGAGAAAUCCUUGAAUGGUCAACUAGAGUUUCUAUUGUGAAAGGGAUUGCUAAAGGUAUGGCAUAUUUACAUGCAUACAAAGCAAACAAACCGGUUCUGGUUCACCAAAAUAUCUCAGCUAACAAAGUUCUCAUUGAUCAGCGGUAUAAUCCAUUGCUGGCAGAUUCUGGCCUGUUCAAGCUUCUUACUAAUGAUAUUGUCUUCUCAGCACUCAAGGGUAGUGCAGCAAAGGGUUACUUAGCUCCUGAAUACACCACCACUGGCCGGUUUGCCGAUACAAGUGAUGUUUAUGCUUUUGGGGUGCUGCUUUUCCAAAUCCUUUCAGGAAAGUUCAAGAUCACUAGCUCAAUAAGGCUUGCUGCAGAAUCCUUCAAAUUCCAAGAAUUUAUCGACCCGAAUCUCCAAGGCAGAUUCUUUGAAUAUGAGGCAGCGAAACUAGCAAAAAUAGCUUUGCUUUGCACCCACGAGACUCCUUUUGAGAGACCAUCCAUGGCAGCCAUUGUUCAAGAACUGGGCAACUGUAGUAGCUGUCUCUGAUUUCAAUGACUUCUUUGUUGCUUCAUCCAUCAUCCUCCACAGCAUGUGCUGAGUGGCUGAUGAGACAAGUUAGUGCUAACUGCUCAUGCUGAUGACCUUGGGAUAUGAUAUUGUUAAGUGUCCUUAUCUAAGGACCUUUUGUGUGAAUGUGCCUUGUACACAGUAGGUUGUAGCUUAGAGAAAGGACAUUUCUUUGCUCACAUUACAUGUAAUUUUGUUGAAUGUAUUUUUAUGUACAAGGUUAAUGCCUCUUCAAUUUUCAGUCAGGAAUACAAUCCUUCCCUCUAUCCUUAUUGUUAGUUCCCAAAAUAUAUAAAAUAAAUAUUUUACAACUAAAAUAGACUUAGAAUCGAAAAAUAUUAAAACUGAAACUUUUGUCGUAGAAGAAUAAUAUAUCUUCUCUCUAAUUAUAAGAGAGAAUAAUAACAUUUUUUCUUGACAAUAAGAGAGAACCUGGAGAAAUUUUAUUUUUUUCUUCUCUAACUUUUUCCUCUCCACAUGUAACACUCAGAUGAAACAUGAUGGCAUGUAUACUAUGACUUGCUCAAAUGCUAUAAAAAAGUGACUUUACUGGUUCUCACACUUAUUUACCGUACAACAAUCUAAAGUACCAAGAUUCUUUUUCUUGGAUAUAAGGUACCAAGAAUCUGUCCAUACUCUGAAUUUAAAUUAUGAACUUUUUUUCAUUUCUUUUUUCACCACAUUCCGUUAAAAAUCUUUUGCACUAAAACGUUAUUUUUACUGACAAAAAUUGGAUGUAUCUUUUGUCACGAUCAUUGCCGUAGUUAUCAGCUUAUACACGAACAUGAAGGACCAUUCAUAGGCAUUUACACUCACAUGCCCGUGAAGAUUUUAACUUCAAAGUUCCUUUUUGGUACAACUGCUAUCUUUAUAUCCAUGGGACCCGUGAUUCACAUCAGGUUAAAUACGACUCCAUUUUAACUUGCCUUAAAAUCCCUUUUAUCAAAUAAAAUAUUCUACAUGCGUUUUGGAAUAUAUCAACAAUUUUUUGUACAAGGAACGCAUUAACAUUUUAAAAUUAAUAUCUAUUUGGACGAAAAUGGAUUCUUUGCAGUGUUGACAUGAACUAAAUUAUUUAUCACUUGUUAAGGUUAUUAAUUUUUUUGAAGUUUUUUUUUUUGGGAGAUAUUUUAAAUUUGUAUACCAUCUGAUUUUAUGUUGUUUGUUAUUACAGUAAGUUGAAAAGGUUGAAAAGAUUUUUUGUUUCUAUUGUAACAUUUUUUUUAUCACCGUAUUAUUGGUACCUCGUUCAUUGUAGGGAUACAGCUAUUUAGAUUUGUUAUGGUGUUUUGAUUGAUAAAUCAGAUGAGCUAAAUAGCAACAAUGGAUCGGGCUGUAAGCUCCAUCAUCUCAAUAAAGUGCUAAUGGAUUAGAAGUUUGAACUACAGUAUAAUUGAAAUUUAUCUUUUAUAAAAUACUGCUAAAAUUAUAAAUAAAAGUUAUUGAUAUAUACGUUAACAAUUAAUAUUAUAAAUUGAAGAUACUACCAACAAACUGUUUUUAACAUACUCCUAAUUAUUAGUUAAAAUAUUAAAAAUUACAAAAAUAAUGUAAGUCUCACUUUUUCUUACUCAAAUUAAUAUUUUCUUUCAUAUUUAUGUAGUUUUCAACAAAUGCUAGUGUGUUUAAAAGAGUUUGCUAAAGAGUAUGAUACUAACAUUUCUCCUGUCAAAGUUGCAAUGUGACCUAAUAUGCUCAAUUGUAAUCAGGCCUCUCACCAAAGAAUUUUAUUAGGCUUUAUUUUUAUCAACAAUUUAAAAAUAUUACAACUGAUAUAUGUUAUUGUUAACCUUAUUUGAACAUUACAAAAAAGUUGACCGUAUAUAUUGUAUAGAAUUUUUUUUAUUUUAUUCAUAUAUAGAAUUAUUAUUAUUUUUUUAUCUUAUCCAUGUACAUGCAUCUUAAAAAAAUUAAAGAAAACAAUUUUUGGUUAUCACAUUAUGAUGCUCACUAAACAUUUUCCUAUAGGAAGUGGAUAUUUGUCACAGAAGAAUAGGAUGUGAUAGGAGAGAUAUGCAAUCCCACACAUAGGAGUAGGCUGUUUUAAUAAAUACUACUAUGGAGUUAGGAGACCUUUGUUUGUGUGGGACUCAAAAAGAGGAUGGAUGUUCCCACAUGCUUUGAGUUAUUUGGGCUCGGUUGUCUAGUGGUUGAAGGAUGUUCCUCUGCCUUAGCCACUCCCCAUUGGGUCCAAUAUUUAGUACACCAGACCCCACCCCAGCCCAAUGCAUGGUUGCUCACUCAUCAGUCAACACUCUGUGCCCAAUUUCUCUGAAAACAAAAGGCCAUCCAAAACAAAUUUUCCCUGAAAAAGAAAAGAAAAAAAAAUGGAGUAAGAUGUAAAUGAAAUUUUGGGUUACAGACAAACAAGAUAUUUUA
This is a messenger RNA of Abrus precatorius (Indian licorice), 4431 nucleotides long. RefSeq names its product somatic embryogenesis receptor kinase 1-like. The record is from RefSeq and is a predicted model, not a curated record. Gene Ontology annotation, molecular function: protein kinase activity; ATP binding; protein binding. The transcript has 4 exons. Lineage: Eukaryota; Viridiplantae; Streptophyta; Magnoliopsida; Fabales; Fabaceae. Bases 1 to 2031 code for a protein of 676 amino acids. Gene Ontology annotation, biological process: protein phosphorylation.